AGUAGCGGUCGUUGUGUUAAUCGGUUGUAGUUGCUAAAAUGAUGACGCGUUUGUUUGUGAAAGUUUAUCAAAGUUAUUUUGUAGCGUUAAUUAUACUGACGCUGUCAAGUGUAUUAAUUGUUGAGGUAGAGUGUCGUCGAGCCAUUCAACCUGUUGAAGAUGUUGGAGAUAUUGUUAAACGAUUAAAUAAUAUUAAUUUAAAUGUUGUCGAUAAUGAAGGACCACCUUGUUUAUUGGACAUACAACAGGACUUACCAAAAAGAAACAAACCACAACCUCUAUACAUCAUACCAGAUACAAAUCAAUUUUGGUUACCCAAUGCGCGUGGCCAAUUGCAAAUACCACGUGGAGCUGUUAUAGAAUUACAUUGUUCGAAGUCAUUUGCCAAUACAACGGAGGACAAUAAUACUGGCUCAGAAUCAUCCAACAAAAACCAAAACAAUAAUAUUAAAUUCAGUAAUAUCUUACAAGUGGCCAAGAAUACAAAGACAUUGCGACCACGUUGCUUACACGAUAAAACUUUCCUGUGGCAGGGUGAGAAGUAUGAGUUUCAACAAUUCAUUUGUGAACAACCGGCCAAGUAUAUGGUUGAACAAUUGCAUGAGAAAUGUCCUACAAUGACAGAUGAUCAGGCAUCCGUGGAAGCUCAAAUGUACCGUGUAGGUUUCAACAUUACUGGUAAUCGUUUUCUGGAAACAAUGCGUGUCUGUUAUGACGAUACGUUGUUGCGUACAUUGUAUGUGCAACAUACAUUGUUGCCGGCCAGUGUACAUUUUCAGAAACACGUUAAGCGCUUGAAUUUUAGCAAAGCUGGCCAUUUCAAAAAUGUCAAUAUGAAUCAGCUUUAUACACAACAAUAUCAGCGACAGCAAGCGGCAGGUUUGUUGCAAGGCCAGCAUGAGCAUCUUUUCGACAAUAAUACAUUGUUUUUGGCUCGUGGCCAUUUGGCAGCUAAAUCCGACUUUAUCUAUGGCAAUCAACAGAGAGCCACCUUUAAUUUCUUUAACGUUGCUCCGCAGUGGCAGGCAUUCAAUGGUGGCCAGUGGGCAGCCCUGGAGGAUGAAGUGCGUAAGUUUGUGGCAAAGUCAAAGCUACAGGUGGACUGUUAUACUGGCACCUUUGGUGUAUUACAAUUGCCAUACAAAACUGGCGAUAGUGCUGGUGCUGGUGUCGUACAAUAUCGUGAUUUCUAUUUAACCAUGGACAGUAACAACAAUGGCAUACUACCCGUACCUCAGCUAUACUAUCGUGUACUAAUUGAUCGUUCACGUUAUCCCAUGCGUGGUAUUGCUUUAGUUGGCGUAAAUAAUCCUCAUGCUACACUAAAUGAAAUCAACUCAUCGUUUAUAAUCUGCGAUGACAUUCAUGACCAGGUGCCCUGGUUGCGCUGGAUGCGUAAUAAAAAUUUAAAAAAGGGUUUUAUGUACGCUUGUCAAGUGCCAGAUUUUGUUGCAGCUGUGGGACAUUUACCAAAAAGUCUGUUAAAUGUCAAAGAACUUCUAGUCUAAAUGAAUGAAUGAUUGUGUUCAGAUGAAAAGUUGAUUAAAUUUUAAA
Lucilia sericata (common green bottle fly) is the source of this 1554-nucleotide messenger RNA. RefSeq lists its product as uncharacterized. NCBI's taxonomy places the organism in Eukaryota, Metazoa, Arthropoda, Insecta, Diptera, Calliphoridae. Gene Ontology annotation, cellular component: mitochondrial inner membrane; nucleus. Gene Ontology annotation, biological process: apoptotic DNA fragmentation. Gene Ontology annotation, molecular function: nucleic acid binding; RNA endonuclease activity; metal ion binding. Bases 39 to 1508 code for a protein of 489 amino acids. The record is from RefSeq and is a predicted model, not a curated record. The transcript has 2 exons.